AUGCGGUCUCUUUGGGCAACGCUUCUACUGACCUUGGCUACGGUCAACCUCUCCGAGGCGAUCCUCUUACCUGAGAAUGUGAUUCCUUCGGUUGCCACCACUCGAGGCAAGCGGCAGGCAACUUCUCAAUGUUCCCAGACUGUGAUCCCAAUCACGAUGACCUGCUCGACUCCAAGUCCAGCCAAGCGGCAAAAAGCGACCAUCGCAGGAACUCCUGCGCCAGCUGGCGUCGUGGUCAGAGAUGCUCCAACCCCAACCUGCUCCCAAGUCUACAUUACAUCUGAGAAGUGCUCGGACGCCUCUGGACCAGACUACGCCGGUACGACGAUGACAGUGCCUCCAAGCAACACCAUUCCCGGCCUCCCCGGCGGAACAACCGGCACCGUGGAGACAGCAGCACUCAUCGCCGGCGUCUGCCCAGCCAAUACCAAAUCCCCCUGGGAAGUACAAAUGACCCCAGAACUGCGCGACCGCAUCCUGGACAUCGCCAACGAAGUCUGCAGCAAGAACGGCAACCCCGUGCACGCUCGACCCCGACAGGGCUCCGAGUAUCUCAACCACCCGCAAUGCAACUUCCACGCCAUGGGCAGCCAGCCCCAGCAGGACUUCAUCGCCUCCGUCAAGUCGGAUAUCCAGCCCAAGGUCUACUACCCCUUCAGCUCCCCCGCCGACCUCGACUGCCUCCCCGAAGGCUGGGCCGACUAUCCACACCACGAACAGCUCGUCGCGGACGUCGUGGCAGCGUUUAUCGGGUACGCUUUCGAUCUGGGCUGGAAUCUUUGGGAGACGUUCAAUGUGCCGGCGGAGUUUGGGGCUUCGGCUAUGUCUGCGCCAGAGAGCAGCACGCAGUCCGGCUCGUCCUCGAGUGGUUCUACGCUGCAUGAUACCGCGGGCGAUCCGCCUACUAAGUCGACGAGUUCGAGCUCCUCGACGACGCAGAAGCCGGAUCCGGGGCCUAAGCAGUCGAAGACGACGAAGAGUACUAGCUCGACGUCGAGCGCGGAUGCUUGUCCGACGGGAAUUGAGAUUGAUCCGGAUGAGGAUCAGGGGCAGGAUGGACCGACACCGACGGACCAAAUCCCAAUCGUCCCCAUCGCCACGGUCACAGGCAAGCUUGACCUCCCAUGCCAAGCCCAUCUGGAUCCGCACAACGAUGACUGCAACGUCUGCACCUGCUCCGGCAAAGACACCAGCCUGACCGUUCCCAUGUACCACCAAACCUACAUGACCCCCGUUAAAGGCAGCAUGAUCACGACGUCCGAUGCCUGCUUCUACACAAGCUGGCCCGACACAAAAUCCAUCAGCACAACCACCUGCUUGGAUGGUAACCAAAUCGCCCAGAGCAAGAGUAUCCAAUCCGCCAUGGCGGAGAUUAGCAAGCACAUCUACCCGUCCGACUACACGCCCGGAGCGCCCAUCCCAACCUGUUCGCCAGACCCAAACCACAAGAUGCCCAUAUGCGACCUCAAGAACGGCGGAAAAGACAACCUCCCCCCGAAAUACUGCCUCUGUCCCGGCCCAACCCCCUCCAUCUCCACCCCUUACUCCACCACCUACACGAGCCUCGUAAGCUGCGACACCCAACUCGGCACCGUCACCCACCUCGACGUCUGCCCCUGGACAACCACACCCCCCGACUCGAUGAAAAUCGACACCACCCAACACGGCUCCCCCUACCCCGCGGGCACCCUCCCCAUCGUCCAAACCACCACCCCCUCCUGCGUCCCGCGCACCGCGGGCGCCGACCAGCCCGCCUUCCUCGGGUCCUAUAUCAUGGACACGGCGCGCCGCUUCUGCCGCGAAGCCGUCGACGAGAAAUGGACCGUCGGACCCGGUGGCGCAAAAUACAAAUUCCAAACGUACGACGACGCGGACCGCGCGAGGAAUUCGCUCGGCGAUCCGCGGCCGCAGAGGUUGACGCUGUUCGUGCAGUGGGAUGAGCGGGCUUGUCCGGCGGAUUUUGAUGAUGAUCAUUAUGAGUUUCGGGAUUUUGAUGGGUGUGUGAAGGAGAUGUCGGAUGCGGCGUUGAAGUGCGAUCGGAGACAGAUGCUGUUGAAGCCGGGGGAUUUGGGAAGUGUGGUGAUGUAUUGGUUUGGAGGUGGGUAUUAUGGGAGUUGUUUGUGGUGGGAGGUUUUGGCGAGUGAUAAGUUUCGGCCGUAG
Messenger RNA from Zasmidium cellare ATCC 36951, 2160 nucleotides. RefSeq lists its product as uncharacterized. The coding region runs from base 1 to 2160 and encodes 719 amino acids. The transcript has 3 exons. The record is from RefSeq and is a predicted model, not a curated record. NCBI's taxonomy places the organism in Eukaryota, Fungi, Ascomycota, Dothideomycetes, Mycosphaerellales, Mycosphaerellaceae.